AUGCGAGAGGUGGUGUUGGGUUUAAGCAUUGCUAGUUUUUUCUUUUAUUACCGAGGACGCGGAAGAGGAGGAGCUGUUUCAUCAUUCAUGCGGAAAGAAAGUGAUGCAUGCCGGGCGUUUUCUGAAAGGAAGACAACUGAGGAAGAGGAGGAGAAGCAGCAGAGCCUUGAAGCAACUUUAAAAUGGGUUCACGAGUUGAGGGAAAAGUCAAAGACAGAGCUGCUGGCCCAGUUGAAGGAGCUUAAAGCAGAGCUCGCUCUGCUGCGUGUUGCCAAGGUUACUGGCGGUGCCCCUAACAAGCUCUCCAAGAUAAAGGUGGUAAGGUUGUCAAUAGCGCAGGUGUUGACUGUGAUAUCACAGAAACAGAAAGCCGCGCUUAGGGAAGCUUACAAGAACAAGAAGUUUCUGCCUCUUGAUCUCCGUCCCAAGAAAACCCGUGCCAUUCGCAGACGUCUUACUAAACACCAGGCAUCGUUGAAGACGGAACGUGAGAAGAAAAGGGAGAUGUAUUUCCCAAUGAGAAAGUAUGCAAUCAAAGUUGGUAAAGUUGCCGUCACAAUUGCUGCCAUGCAAACUACGAGGUAA
Dovyalis caffra is the source of this 585-nucleotide messenger RNA. Lineage: Eukaryota; Viridiplantae; Streptophyta; Magnoliopsida; Malpighiales; Salicaceae. The record is from the annotation of a GenBank genome assembly.